AUUUCCGCACAUGCGCAGUACAAAUCGUGUUUCCGGUACGGAUCCAGCAGUGACAUACCUCAGUAGCAGAACUCUUCAGUAUAGUCUUCUUAUAUACAUUGCAAUAAAAGAAGUAUUGCAGCACUGUGUGUUAUUUAUAUUUUUCCGCUAUUUAAAUUUGAAUGAAAGUAAUAGACGAAACGCUCCAGGUCGCGCUGUGUGACGUCAGCGGUUGUGUUUGGGUUAGCAGUAGUGAAAGGUUAGCUCGGUUGCUAAUGGUUUACGGUAGAAACACACUGCGCUCGAGUUUCUAAUGGUGUUAUUUGGACUUUGGAGUGAUUUGAUUUCUGGUCACAGUGUCCAGUUUGUGAGAAAUGCAGGGCGAAUAUAAAUUACCCGAAAUAGGAUUUGUGCAACAAAUUCUGAGUUUGAAUCUGGUCCCAAGGAAAAAUGCUACCUGUGGGAGGAACGACACGUCCCUGUGCGACUUCUCAGAGAUGUGGUAUGGCGUGUUCCUGUGGGCUGGAGUGUCCUCGCUGGUGUUUCACCUUCCCGCAGCUCUACUGGCCCUUGCAACUCUACGAGGACAUAAGAUAGCACGCUUCUUUCCCCUCACCAUCAUGCUCAUGGCCAUAAUAGGGCCUCUGCUGGGAGGCGUGCUCACUAGUGCAGCCAUAGCAGGGGUCUACAUGGCAGCAGGGAAGAGGAUGAUCUCGUUGGAGGCUUUUGUGUUUGGAGUAGGACAGUCUUUCUGCGUUCUUGUCAUCUCUUUCCUCAGAGUGUUAGCGACACUGUAGCACUGAGGAGCUCUGGACCCGCUUCACGUCCCUUGGAUGUUAUAUGCAAAAACACUGAGGCCUUAUUUUCCAAUUCUCUACCACCAAUUUCAUGCGCACAUAUAGCAUUAGCCAUUUCUCCCCUAAAAGGUUUCAGGUGGACUUUGUGUCUCUGCGAUCAGUGGACAGAUAAUAAGCUGUGUUUAAAAUCAGAGCUGUCCUUGAUCCACAGGUUUUGUGAAAAUGUCUUACAUGUGAUAGAGCUGAUAAAGCAUGCAGUUUCAGGGGAAAGCUGCAGACAGCUCCUCAGAGCAACACCGUUAGACAUCUCUAAACAAAAUCUUACUUUCUCUGGGUUUUAGAGAGGUUUGUGUCCUCAUGAUCUCACACCAUUCUGAUAACCUGACACUUUCUGAGCUAGUGACGCUGGUCUUAGCAGUGAGACAGAUAUUAGUCUUAAUGUUCUUAUAUUUAUAAUCCAUUCCAGCUUCAUGUUCUAAUUGUACAUUUACACAUUUUACAUUUAAUUGUCUAAACCUUUUACCUUUAGUGUACACAGAGCAAAUCGUUUUAUAGGCUAAAUGAUGUAGUUUUUUUUCUAACACAGUUUUCAAAACCUGAGAAAGCUGAAGGUUUUCUUUUUUGCGUAUAGACUAUUCCAAUACACAAUUUAAUGCAUUUCCCAUUAAAUUGUUACACAUUUAAAAAAUUUUUUACAUGUACAUAACUGAACUCAAUAAGCACUUUAUUAGGAACACCUAUAAACUUAGUCAUUCAUGCACUUAUCUAAUCUACCAGUUGUGUGGCAGGAGUGUAUAAUAUAAUACUUUUAAUAUAAUGCAGAUGCACCCAGCAGCUUCAGGUAAUGGACCAUCACAUCAAACAUCAAAAAGGGGAAGAAUUACAAGCUCUUUGGUUGCUUGUACAAGAAGGGCUGGAUUGUGUAUUUCUUUUACUGUUGAUCUCCUGGGAAUUUCAUCUACAACAGUCUCUAGAGAUCGUGUGAGUGCAGAGUCUACACUGACGUGACUGGAAACUGGUUCAACUCAAAAUGGAAAGAAAAAAAUUCCCCUGGUUGAAGAACUGUCAGAUUUCAGUGAGACUGUGCUCAUGAUGAACUCAGAUUCUUGUUCUUGCUGACAGCAGUGGAUCCUGAUAUGCUCUUCUGCUGUUAUAACUCCUCCACCUCAAGGUUUGAUGUGUUGUAUAUUCUGCUUUUCUGCUCAACAAAAAGUAGCUUUUCUGCGAUUUGAGUCACUAUAGAUUUCUCUAGACUUCUCUAGACUUCUCUGAUGAGUUUGGUCAUUCUCCUCUGAACUCUCUGUCGGAUUAUAGACUCUUUCAACACAAUGUUGUUUUUAAUGUUGUGCAUCCCAUUCUGUGUAAACUCUAGAGACUUUGUGUUAAAAUCCCAAGAGAUCAACAGUUCAUGACUCUGAGCAGCCAGUCUGCCACCACCAUUGUGCUUCUCCCACAUAAUUGAAUGAUUAGAUAGCUGCAUUAAUUUGCUUAUGUACCUAUUAAAGCGGACAGUGAGUGUUUAUUCUUCCAUUAGCAUUAUUGUCAUAUUCCAUAUGAGACAGCCUGUGUCUGCUAUGUGUACAUGUAUGUGACAAUUUUUUUUGGGCUUUCCACCAAAGAGAUUUUAAUGCUAAUAUAAAUGUGUUGUAUAAUUGACCUACUGUGACCUUUUGAUCUUGUCCUGAAAAGGCUUUAUGCAAUGAAAUGACUCCUAACUCAACAAGCGCAACAUUAAAGUUAAAAUAAUUUAACUUCUCGCUAGUAGAAAUAAAAGGCUUGUGCUAGUAAUCCAUCAGCUACAAUGACUAGACGCAGCAAAGCAGAUGGAGUUUUGCUGAAUAGAUCGCUCGGUCGUGUGAAAUCGCAGCACUCGGUGUAAGCAGCGGGUUCAGCUGCUGUUGUGUUGUAGCAGUUUGGCUCAGGUAAUCUGUCAGAGUGAGGGAUUUAUUUUUAACGAUGACCCAUCAGCGUGAUCUGAUUAGCAUAAUGUAGAUUUUCCUAAAUAGUCUUAGAAUCCUUAAUUCCUAUUUUUCAACCACAGACUACAUUGUGCUCUCUAGUUAUAUAAGGCAUAUGUUUCUUUCUCUCUUUUUUUUUCCCCUUCAGACCUUGGUAACAGUGUGGACUGUGAAAGAAGUCCUUAAAAUUGAAAGUAGGCUGCAGCUGGAAUUUUCAAUGAAUUUUCACAUACGGAUAUAUUUUUCUAAAGUCCAUCAGCCCUCCUUAGUGACUCAAUGUUUUCCUCAUCUGUCUUUCAGUUUUUACUGAAAAUCACAUUAUUUAUUGAAUGUAUAGUAUGGGUUUAUGGUUUCUUUAUUUUUUUGUUUUGUAGAUGUGUAUUUUUAAACUGUACAUUUAGUACUGAUCAUUAUUUUCAUGUA
Molecule: messenger RNA, 3157 nt
Organism: Hemibagrus wyckioides
Lineage: Eukaryota; Metazoa; Chordata; Actinopteri; Siluriformes; Bagridae
Gene: tmem170a
Product: transmembrane protein 170A
Exons: 3
Coding region: 354-776 (140 amino acids)
Biological process (GO): endoplasmic reticulum tubular network organization
Cellular component (GO): endoplasmic reticulum membrane
Source: RefSeq, a predicted model, not a curated record